Penicillium arizonense is the source of this 828-nucleotide messenger RNA. Its product is annotated as Yae1 family protein. Lineage: Eukaryota; Fungi; Ascomycota; Eurotiomycetes; Eurotiales; Aspergillaceae. The record is from RefSeq and is a predicted model, not a curated record. The transcript has a single exon. The coding region runs from base 1 to 828 and encodes 275 amino acids.
AUGUCCUCAACACAUACUGACAACGCCGCCGACAACUCACUGGACGACAUUUUCGGCUCCUCCCCACCGCGCAACGAAAGAGAACUCCACGCGCCACAACACGCAGCAAACACAACUACAGCUUCAGCCUCAGCCUCUGGAUCUACAACCGAGCCAUCCGACCUCCCCUCUCUACGCCGCCAACACGUCACAGCCGGAUACCGCGAUGGCGUAUCGAUGGCGAAGGGCCAAUACGUCCAAGACGGCUUUGAUGCAGGCUUUCCCGUCGGCGCGCAGAUGGGUAUGAGAGCCGGUACAAUUCUUGGAAUUAUGGAAGGAUUGCUACGUGGUUUCGAGGAGCGGAGUGGACCGGGUGUUGUGAAGAAGCCGGUGGUGCGGGGUGGCACUGCUACGUCUGGUGGUUCGACAUCUACGCAAGAAGGGAAAGGGAAUAUGGAUGAAGUGGCCGAAUUGCACCGCCAAAAGAGGGAGCAGGUCCGCUCGCUUUACCAGGCUGCGUUGAAGGAGCUUGAUGUGCAGGCUGUGUUCGCUGGUGCCGGGAGUGAAGGGGCUGCUGCGCCGGAAAUGCCGGCGGAGGUUGUUCCCGGGAGUAAGAGUAAGGAAGGGGAGUCGGCAGAGGCGCAGCUAGCGAGGAAGGGGGAUGUGGUUAUUUCGAAGUGGGAGGGGAGGGUUGCAGUUCACCGGUGGGAGGAGAAUAUGGAAGCCUUGGAGAUGAAGGAGAAGGAGAAAGAGAAAGAGAAGGAGAACAAGGGCGAGAAUGCGGACUCGGCGUCGGCCACGGCCUCCGGUGCAGGCGCCAGUGCAGCGCAGGCUGUGGAGCAGAGUUGA